Fonsecaea multimorphosa CBS 102226 is the source of this 432-nucleotide messenger RNA. RefSeq lists its product as uncharacterized. Bases 1 to 432 code for a protein of 143 amino acids. The record is from RefSeq and is a predicted model, not a curated record. Lineage: Eukaryota; Fungi; Ascomycota; Eurotiomycetes; Chaetothyriales; Herpotrichiellaceae. The transcript is spliced from 2 exons.
AUGCCAGUGCCGUUCGGCUUUUCAGUUGGAGACUUUGUGACUGUGAUACAGCUCACAAGCAAAAUCAUCUCCUCACUAAAGGAUGUCGGAGGCUCCUCUUCCGAGUACCAACAUUCUGUUAUCGAACUCGAAAGCCUCAAGAGACUGCUCGAGAAAGUGAGCCAACUUACCAUCACAGAAGACAAUGCGGUACAGGUCAAUGCCCUUCGCGGCCUCGCGUUGGCUUGCGAACCAUGUCUCCAAGAGUUCCACGGAAAGCUCAAGUCUUAUGAGGCUUCGAUUGGUCCUUACGCCCCGAGGCGCACCCUCAAAGGAACCUUCCACAAGGUCAAAUGGGCUUUUUUGGGCUCUGAAGAGUUCAGCCAAUUCCGCAAAUUCAUUGCCAUGAAGGUGCUCUGCUUGAGUCUACUGCUUUCCAUGCAUAUCUUGUAG